Messenger RNA from Musca domestica (house fly), 5613 nucleotides. RefSeq lists its product as uncharacterized. Lineage: Eukaryota; Metazoa; Arthropoda; Insecta; Diptera; Muscidae. Gene Ontology annotation, molecular function: zinc ion binding; nucleic acid binding. Bases 1909 to 3060 code for a protein of 383 amino acids. The record is from RefSeq and is a predicted model, not a curated record. The transcript is spliced from 2 exons.
UUGUCAAAUUGUCAAAUUUAUUUGUGUAAAUAAUGAAUUAUUUAUAUAAAUAUGAAUUUUCAUAAACACCGCUUUUUAUUUCCAAAACUUAACCAAUCCCCCUCAUAAUUAUUUACAUCGAUUUCUUGUUUGGCAUUGAUUUUAACACUGGACAGUUAGGUUCAAUGACCGUCAUAUUCAAGGCCACGCAGUCACAGCGAGCAAUGUUGUUAGAUCAACGCACAACUGCAAUGACAAUGCACUGCACCAAUGCAUAGGCAGCCAACAACAAGCAAGCAUCACAACGAUCGAUUCAACCAAAGCAUUGCGCCAAUGCAUAAACACACAACAACAAGCAAGCAUGGCACAAUGCAUAAACGCACAACAACAAACAAGACUCACUGGGCAUUGAUGCUAAUGCAUGGUAGUGGAGACCGGACAACGCAGGCAUAGCAUAACAACAAAGACCAUGCAUGACAGUGAACCAUCGUUCGAUGAUGGCAAAGCGAAUGCAUGGAAGACAAAAUUUAUAACUGUUUUGUCUAACAACAAAAAGGCUUUGCCAUAGAAAGUCUGAGAUCACGUGACAUGCUGCGAUCCUAUAAAAAGGAAAAGUUCUAUGAGAAGUUCUUUCAGUUUUUGAAGUGAACAACAGCAAAGAAGUCAGGUGAGUCAGAGUGGUGACAAGAUAGGAAAACUGUUAGAGGUGUCAUAGCCCUUCGGUAACUCGUGUUCUCUAACUAGAUUCUAAACCCUUGAGGUGUCGCAAAGCCCUUGGGUUCUUCGGGAAUUUAGCCCUUGAGGUGUCGUAAAGCCCUUGGGUUCUUCGGGAAUUAACCCCUUGAGGUGUCGUAAAGCCCUUGGGUUCUUCGGGUUUCUUCGCUUCUAACCCCUUGAGGUGUCGUAAAGCCCUUGGGUGCUUCGGGAAUUAACCCCUUGAGGUGUCGUAAAGCCCUUGGGUUCUUCGGGUUUCUUCGCUUCUAACCCCUUGAGGUGUCGUAAAGCCCUUGGGUGCUUCGGGAAUUAACCCCUUGAGGUGUCGUAAAGCCCUUGGGUUCUUCGGGUUUCUUCGCUUCUAACCCCUUGAGGUGUCGUAAAGCCCUUGGGUGCUUCGGGAAUUAACCCCUUGAGGUGUCGUAAAGCCCUUGGGUCUUCGGGUAUUAACCCCUUGAGGUGUUUUGAAGCCCUUGGGAUCAUCGUAUUUAUCCCCUCGAGGCGUUAAAGCCCUUCGGGUCUCUUCGUUUGUAACCCCUUGAGGUGUCAAAGCCCUUGGGCCUUCUGGUAUUAACCCCUUGAGGUGUUUUGAAGCCCUUGGGUUCGUCGUAUCUAUCCCCUUGAGGCGUUAAAGUCCUUCGGGUCUCUUCGUUUUUAACCCCUUGAGGCGUCAAAGCCCUUGGGCCUUCUGGUAUUAACCCCUUGAGGUGUUUUUGAAGCCCUUGGGGUCAUCGUUUUAACCCCUUGAGGUGUAAAGCCCUUGGGUUCUUCUUUAUCAACCCCAUUGAGGUGUUCAAGCCCUUCGGGUAUCCCCGUUUAAUCCCUUGAGGUGUCUACAGCCCUUGGUUUCUACGUUCUUCAAUCCCUCGAGGUGGGGUGUUUUCGACAAACACAGGAGGAUAACCAGCAUCAGAAGAGCAAGGACGCUAAAUUUGCCGCAUUAUAUACCAAAAUCUAUAUAUACUUUCUUACAAGAGCUGUUUAAUAUAAGUAAACCCCAAUCAAUUCUGAAUAAACGUUAUUUAUUUUGCUUAAAACACAAACAACUUGCGUUUUUUACUCUCUCGGUCACUUUAUAAAUUUCUGUGGCAGACCCUAGACCCCGCGAGCAUACCUUAGCCAGAAGAAGGGAAUUUGGGUCGUUACAGUGGCGCCCGAGCAGGGACCGUGAGAGAGUUUAAACGUUAAACAAGAAUUGAUUGGAAGGUUACGGGAAUGCCGGCAUCUUUGCGUGUCUCCUGGGCCUACACCCUAAGAAGGGAAGACUUGUUGGCCUAUUUAGAGGAGUUCGGUUGUCCAACAUCUGGUACUGUCGAAGAGCUUCGGAGACGGUUCGCCCUCCUAUUAUCGGAGGAUCACUCCCCUCAACGAUUCUCUCGACUCAUAGAAUUGCAGGAGAAAUAUGAGAAGCCAGCUACUAGCCAGGAAUUGAAGUUUCUCACCCCGCAGAAAACACCCAGUAUAACGGUCACCGCGUCAACUACUCCAUCCGGAGGAAUCAAUGUUCCAGCAAACGAAAACCAAGCCGCGGCUGCUUCUUCAAAUAUUACCCCCGUACAGCCUAGUACGGAUAUUAACAAAGAUAAGGCGGUUUGGGAUCCUCGAGCCCUAGCAGACCAGGUCCGAAAAUGGAACAUCAGUUAUGAUGGUAGUCGAGGUCCCCUAGAAUUUAUCGAAAGACUGGAAGAGCUGGCCGUCAUGUAUGAGGUUAACCUUGAAUAUUUGCCCCGAAUGAUGCCAGAAGUAUUAAAGGAAAAUGCAUUGGUAUGGUACCGGAACAACAAUCAGCAAUGGACAACCUGGAAACAACUUCGAGAAGACUUCCUUCGUUUCUUUUUGCCGUCUAGGUAUUUCGAACAGUUGGAAGACGAAAUACGAAAAAGAAAACAACGGCCACGGGAACCCUUUAAAUCAUAUACGUUAAGCAUGCAAAACUUGAUGCGCCACACCGCAUAUACGGAGGGCCAGAAACUCGAAAGGAUUUUUAGAAAUGCCCUCCCAGAAUACCUCUGGUAUAUAAGACGCCGGGAUUUUCAUACGCUUAGCGACCUGCUCGAAAUGGCAGACGAUUUAGAGAGUUUACCUCCCGGUUCCGGUCCCAUACGCGAGCAACAUCGACAAAUAGAUCCGACCGACCUGGGAAGCAAACAGGACCGCCUCGAUCCAAGCACUGCCUGUAGACGCUGUGCUCAACCUGGACAUUUUGCAUCUGGGUGUAGAAAUUCUCAGGUUUUGUUUUGCUGGGAUUGUGGUCGUAGAGGAGUACGCACCACAGAUUGUUGCCGCGUUAUGUCGGGAAACGGCAAUCGGGUCCGAAAGAACAGAGGGGCAACGGAUCCGCUGAAAAUGGCCAGUCCCCUCAACUGAGAACUUCGCUUCACGUCGAAGCAACUAAACUGGUGGCCACUAUAAUAGUUGCGGGUCAGCCUCUAGCUGCAACGGUGGAUACUGGGGCCACUAGUAAUUUCAUCAGUGAAAAACUACGCGACACCAUUGGGCCGGACCUCUUAAGUACACCACACACUGCCCAUGUUACCUUAGCCGACGGUUCCCUACGGCAAAUACGAGAAGCGGUUCAUACUCAGGUCAUCUUUGGAAACCGGCGAUUGUCAGUCAGAUUUCUAGUUAUGCCUGACGCCACAGAGGACCUACUACUAGGACUAGACUUUUUAGUUAAAAGCGAGGCACGUAUCAGCUGUGCCGGUCUCACCUGCGAAUUCGGAGUCCAGCCAGAAGUACAUCAUCUCGGAACAAUCAUAACCACGUCAGCAGCUAACGAAGAAGGAGCCGAAGCGGCUGGACAUAAAACGAUUCCCAAAAAUCAAUAAUGGACCAACCUACCCAACCAUUACGUACAAAGGCUUUUUACAAGCAUCAAUACCAGCUUGUGGAGUCGCUCAAACCCUGCUCGGUUGUGCUCACGAGGUUAACAGAGGGGGAAACCGAUGCACUGCGGAAAAAGAACGCAAGGUCCACACUUGCCCCUAAGCCAUCCAAGAGGGCCAACACCAGCGAACCCACAAGGAGGAGGUCCCACAACCAAAAGAAGAUGCGACGUGAAGUGCCAUCGUCCUCACCGGUAGUAGUCGAGACCAUCGUUAUCUCAUCUGACGAUGAGGUACCAUCUACCCCGCCCCGGAGACCACCUGUGGUACACGACUACCCCAUCACCCCCCCUCCUACAGUGUCACCCAUGGCAGCCGGAGACACCUUAACCGACUUACCACCGACGCCAGGUCGUACCCUCUUCAUGGACACGGGAUUUCCACCGACACCCGGACGUAACAUGGGUUUGGCUCUGUCCCCUCGGUAUGCACCGGACUCUGAGUCGGAAACCGAAUACGGUCAACCCCAUAUAAACCGUCGGUUGGAACAAGUAAGAAGCCCGAACCCCCCGACAGUAUCCAGUGUGGUUGUCGUACCGGUAACUUCGGAAAAAUCUGUUGAGGACAUCCAAUUUGAAUGCCGGGAAAUGUUACCAGAGGAAAUUAGGAGCGAAUUACAGCCAUGUCUGCGAGAAGCCCUUCGUCGCUGGAUACCUCACCACCAACAUAAGCGUGUUUUUACCAUUGGCGGGAAGAAGCUCCGGGUCCACGUAAAUCGACAAGGCAAAACUUUUGUGCGGAUGUUGUGAAAGCAGCCGGCUCAUUUAGGGAGGGGAGGCAGUGUGACGACGAAAGUCAUUUCAUUUGUUUUCGUCCCCACUUUGUUGUUUAAUUGUCAAAUUGUCAAAUUUAUUUGUGUAAAUAAUGAAUUAUUUAUAUAAAUAUGAAUUUUCAUAAACACCGCUUUUUAUUUCCAAAACUUAACCAAUCCCCCUCAUAAUUAUUUACAUCGAUUUCUUGUUUGGCAUUGAUUUUAACACUGGACAGUUAGGUUCAAUGACCGUCAUAUUCAAGGCCACGCAGUCACAGCGAGCAAUGUUGUUAGAUCAACGCACAACUGCAAUGACAAUGCACUGCACCAAUGCAUAGGCAGCCAACAACAAGCAAGCAUCACAACGAUCGAUUCAACCAAAGCAUUGCGCCAAUGCAUAAACACACAACAACAAGCAAGCAUGGCACAAUGCAUAAACGCACAACAACAAACAAGACUCACUGGGCAUUGAUGCUAAUGCAUGGUAGUGGAGACCGGACAACGCAGGCAUAGCAUAACAACAAAGACCAUGCAUGACAGUGAACCAUCGUUCGAUGAUGGCAAAGCGAAUGCAUGGAAGACAAAAUUUAUAACUGUUUUGUCUAACAACAAAAAGGCUUUGCCAUAGAAAGUCUGAGAUCACGUGACAUGCUGCGAUCCUAUAAAAAGGAAAAGUUCUAUGAGAAGUUCUUUCAGUUUUUGAAGUGAACAACAGCAAAGAAGUCAGGUGAGUCAGAGUGGUGACAAGAUAGGAAAACUGUUAGAGGUGUCAUAGCCCUUCGGUAACUCGUGUUCUCUAACUAGAUUCUAAACCCUUGAGGUGUCGCAAAGCCCUUGGGUUCUUCGGGAAUUUAGCCCUUGAGGUGUCGUAAAGCCCUUGGGUUCUUCGGGAAUUAACCCCUUGAGGUGUCGUAAAGCCCUUGGGUUCUUCGGGUUUCUUCGCUUCUAACCCCUUGAGGUGUCGUAAAGCCCUUGGGUGCUUCGGGAAUUAACCCCUUGAGGUGUCGUAAAGCCCUUGGGUUCUUCGGGUUUCUUCGCUUCUAACCCCUUGAGGUGUCGUAAAGCCCUUGGGUGCUUCGGGAAUUAACCCCUUGAGGUGUCGUAAAGCCCUUGGGUUCUUCGGGUUUCUUCGCUUCUAACCCCUUGAGGUGUCGUAAAGCCCUUGGGUGCUUCGGGAAUUAACCCCUUGAGGUGUCGUAAAGCCCUUGGGUCUUCGGGUAUUAACCCCUUGAGGUGUUUUGAAGCCCUUGGGAUCAUCGUAUUUAUCCCCUCGAGGCGUUAAAG